AUGGCUAGAAAGUUAGAUAAUCCUGAAUAUUGCCCUAUAAAUCCAGUUCUUCCAUCGUAUAAGCCAAAGAUAAAUGAUGAAAUUCAGGAUCUUUUCGAUUCUGUACCUAUUACUAAUAAUGCUACUUCAGAUUAUGUAGGCUCAAAGAGCCAUGAGUGUAACUCGCCCCUAUGGGCCUGUCCCGCAAUAGAGCAUAAAGUUUCUGAUUCAUCGAGUAAUACGAUUGAUGAAAAAGCUUUAUCUUUAGAAACGUCAGCCCAUAAUCAAUCUGCUGGUCUUGUCCAAGAUAGAUGCUAUGUUGAUACUACUAUUAGUGAAGCCCGCACAGUUGAGAAAAAAAUACCCGAAUCCUUAACUCCUCUAUCUUCAGAAUUUCUUAUUAAAAACGAAUCUGAUAUAGAUGCCCUUAUCCUUCUUUUACAGCAAAAAUUUAAUAUGUCUCAAGAAAGAUUAGAAAAAUGGAAAAAUAAUAUUCUCUUCGAAAUGCGAGAUAAUCAUAAUUACUGGAAAAAAGAGCGCGAGAGUAUGGAUGAGGUCGCUUUCUUGAAAUAUAAACGAAAUUUUGAGGCUAAAAUGAAGGUUCCUACUACUCCAUACAAAAAAGAAUUAAAAACCCGCUCUUUGGCCCUCAUUGAAUAUGCGUAA
Paraglomus occultum is the source of this 645-nucleotide messenger RNA. NCBI's taxonomy places the organism in Eukaryota, Fungi, Glomeromycota, Glomeromycetes, Paraglomerales, Paraglomeraceae. The record is from the annotation of a GenBank genome assembly.